UUCUAGAGCUCCGACUUUACGACCUGAAAUGAAGAUCACCGACGUCAUGAGUUGACCUCGGUUAUUUCCGAGUUCCCAGUUGUCUUGAAAGCACCAUUCACACGGGGCGGAGAAGCCUCUUCAGGGAUAGCGAAUCCGAGCGAGAUAGCAAAUAGAAUAGCUGAAGAUGGCUACGGAUAAGACACCGAAGAGAAUACUGCAUGUAUUAUCGCUAAGCAAUGUUUUUUUUUAGAUAGGUGGACAAGCAAAACCCGUGUAACACCGAGAGCUUUUAAAUUGAAGUCCCGUGUGCGCGAACGAUUUGUUUUUCAUAGGAGCGCCACAGUUCCAUGUGAAAUUAGCAGUGUUGGCUAGCUAGCCUGGUUGGAUCUCAAUCAGAACGAAUGUCGUUGAACUGCAAAUAGAUCUUAUGAGGGAUAACAUUUGCUACAAACUGUUCAUGAAGCGAUUGGACAACAUCGUCUCUUACAUUGGGAAUACAGCUAGCCAGCCAUUACACUGGUCCCGCGACACGGAGUGUUGAGUUGGAGUGACUGACCGUGAUGUAUUUUUUAACUGGCUGGCCCCGGAGGCUACUUUGUCCACUGAAAAGUGAAGAAGAACCGUUUCAUGUUCAACCCAGCUCCCAGAGGUUUUACUUCGCUGUAUUGUCAGAGACUCAACUAAGCGUCUGGUUUAGUCGGCCGAGUGUUCUGAUAGUGAGCUACAUAGAGUCGGCGAAGGCAUCAUCCCAGUUUGGCUUCUAUCAGCAGGCCGAAUGGAAGCAGGACGAUUCCAUGAUAGCAGUGGCGGCUGCCAAUGGCUACAUCCUGCUGUUUGACGUGGUGGGAGGAGGAGAGGACAAGUAUCUUUAUGAGCCUGUUUAUCCCAAAGGGAGUCCUCGUGUUAAGGUCACCCCAGCUUAUAAAGAGGAGCAGUGUGCCCCCGCUCUCAGCCUGGAGAUGAAGAGACCCAUAGACCUGGAGGCACCCAUCACCAGUAUGCAGUCUCUUCAGGAGGAUCUGUUGGUGUCUACAGCUGAUGGCUACCUCCACAUCCUCCACUGGGAUGGAGUCAGCAACGGCAGGAAGGCCAUCAGUCUCUGUACCGUACCUUUCUCCCUGGACCUACAGUCUGCCAGAGGUGGUCUGUGUCUGGACCUGAAGGGGAUGUACAUCAGAGACAUGACGUACUGUGUGACUCUGGAUGGCUUUGCUGUGGUGCUGGAUGAUGGCAGGCUGGGGUUCAUCACUCCUGUAGCCAACAGGAUCACCGCAGAUCAGCUGCAGGGCGUCUGGGCAGCAGAUGUAACAGACGGCACGUGUGUGGCAGUCAACAAUAAGUACAGACUGAUGACAUUUGGCUGUGCCAGUGGCUCAGUGUUGGUGUACAGUAUCGACACCACUACAGGGUCCAUGCAGCUCUCCCACAAGCUGGAGCUCACCCCUAAACACUACCCUGACGUGUGGAACAAGACGGGCGCGGUAAAGCUGAUCCGCUGGUCCCCCGACUACAGUGUUGCCAUGGUGACCUGGGAGUGCGGGGGGCUGUCUCUGUGGAGUGUGUUCGGAGCCCACCUCAUCUGUACCCUGGGGGAGGACUUUGCGUAUCGGUCAGACGGCACUAAAAAGGACCCUAUAAAUAUCAGCUCAAUGUGCUGGGGAGCAGAGGGCUACCACCUGUGGGUCAUCACCAGCAGAGAGGAAGCGGAGCUAGUAGAGAACAUGGAGGAGGCUCCUCCCCAGACCCAGCAGGCUUCCAUAUUGCAGUUCCACUUCAUCAAGAGCGCCCUCACUGUCAACCCCUGCACGAAUAACCAGGAGCAGGUGUUACUGCACGGGGAGGACCGUCUCUACCUAACCUGUGGUGACCCCACCCAGCUCCCCUCUAGCAGCUCAGAGAGCCCCCACCCCCAUAACCUCCCCCACGGUGGGGAGGGCAGCCCCCCCCACCACCCCUCCACCCCCUCACCCAACUCUACCUCUCAGGGACUCAGCACUUUACUGGGACACAAGCACUGGCACGUUGUCCAGAUUCACAGUACAUACCUAGAGAACAACUGGCCUAUACGGUUUGCAGCCAUAGACACAGCAGGCCAGUGCAUAGCGGUAGCAGGGAGACGUGGAUUUGCACAUUACUCCAUGUCCACCAGGAAAUGGAAGUUGUUUGGGAACAUCACUCAGGAGCAGAACAUGACCGUUACAGGGGGGCUGGUCUGGUGGAAUGGCUUUGUUGUUGUUGCCUGUUACAACUUCAUCGACCAGCAAGAAGAGCUGCGUCUGUACCUGCGGUCGUCUAACCUGGAUAAUACCUUCUCAUCCAUCACCAAGCUGCACUCUGACACUCUGCUGCUCAACGUGUUCAGAGACAUGAUCAUCCUCUUCAGAGCAGACUGCUCCAUCUGCCUCUACAGCAUUGAGAGGAGGCAUGACGGGCCCAAUCCGUCAGCUAGUGUUGAGCUGCUUCAGGAGGUGUCCAUGUCUCACUACAUUCCUCAUCCUGCACUGGUGGUGUCUGUCACCCUCACCUCCGUACGCACAGAGACGGGCAUCACGCUCAAAGCCCCACAGCAGGCCUGUAUGGCAGACAGCAUCAUACUGAACCUGGCAGGCCAGCUAAUCAUGUUACAGAGAGACCGUUCUGGACCACAGUUACAAGAGAAGGAAGACCAGAAGAAACUGCUGAUGUUCUGUCCUCCAGUGGUUCUGGCCCAGUAUGUAGAGAAUGUGUGGACGACGUGUCGUAGUAGCGGGAAGAAGCGCCACCUACUGGAGGCUCUGUGGUUGUCGUGUGGAGAGGCUGGGAUGAAGGUGUGGCUCCCCCUGUUCCCUCGUGACCAUCGUAAGCCCCACUCCUUCCUGUCCCGCCGCAUCAUGCUCCCCUUCCACAUCAACAUCUACCCCCUGGCCGUGCUGUUUGAAGACGCCCUGGUGCUGGGGGCCUCCAACGAGACUGUGCUCUAUGAUGGACUGCAGGGUCCCAGAGAGGGCUGGGAGUCACUAGAGGGGGUGUUCCCCUAUUGCACUGUGGAGAGGACCUCCCAGAUCUACCUCCACCACAUCCUGAGGCAACUCCUGGUCCGUAACCUGGGGGAGCAGGCCCUUCUCCUGGCCCAGUCCUGCGCAGCUCUCCCCUACUUCCCCCACGUCAUGGAGCUCAUGGUCCACGUGGUGCUGGAGGAGGAAGCCACCUCCCGGGAGCCCAUCCCCGACCCGCUGCUGCCAACCGUGGCCAAGUUCAUCACCGAGUUCCCCCUGUUCCUCCAGACAAUCGUGCACUGCGCCAGGAAGACAGAGUUCGCCCUGUGGAACUACCUGUUUGCUGCCGUGGGAAACCCCAAGGAUCUGUUUGAGGAGUGUCUGAUGGCUCAGGACCUGGACACAGCUGCAUCUUAUCUCAUCAUACUACAGAACAUGGAGGUUCCAGCAGUGAGCAGGCAACACGCUACGCUACUCUUCAACACGGCUCUGGAGCAGGGCAAGUGGGACCUCUGUCGUCACAUGAUCCGAUUCCUCAAAGCCAUUGGCUCUGGAGAGAUGGAGACCCCACCCCCAACACCAACCACUCAGGAACCCAGUUCGACAGGGGGUUUUGAGUUCUUCAGGAACCGCAGCGUCAGUCUGUCUCAGUCAGCUGACAGCAUCGCUUCUGGGAAGUUUAACCUACAGAAGACCUUCAGCAUGCCCUCUGGGCCCUCCGCUAAGGGGUCUGAGAGGUGGUCUAAGGACAGUGACUGUGCAGAGAACAUGUACAUAGACAUGAUGUUGAGGCGUCACGCCCGCCACCUCCUGGAGCACGUCAGACUGAAAGAGCUGGGUUGUUUCUCUGCCCAGCUGGGCUUCGAGCUGAUUGGCUGGCUGUGCCGCGAGCGCACGCGGGUGGCGCGGGUUGAUGACUUCGUCAUGGCGCUGAAGUGUCUCCACAAGGACUUCCUGUGGCCGUUUCCUGUCAUCCCAGCCUGCUCCAUCAGCUCGCCUUUCAAGAACGGACACCGCAGGACAGUGCUGAGCCAGCGUCUACUGAAGUCCCAGUCAAUAGACAGCCUGUUGAACAGUGACAUGGACACAGCGCCCCCGCAGGUCGCAGCACACAACAGCAACCACAACCACACCUGGCUAGACGGGCUGGGGACUCUGGGGCCGGAGCCUAAAGAGAUGGACACUGCCUCGUCCCACGGGGGGCCACAGACACAGGAGGCCUUCCUCUCUCCACUAACCAACAAAAUGGAGGAGUGCAGUAUCGGUUCUGCCACAGACCUGACAGAGACCAGCAGCAUGGUGGAUGGAGAUUGGACCAUGGUGGAUGAGAACUUCUCUACACUCAGUCUGACCCACUCUGAGCUGGAACACUUCUCCAUGGAGCUGGCAAACAAGGGACCACACAAGUCCCAGGUCCAGCUACGGUACCUGCUGCAUGUGUUCAUGGAGGCGGGCUGUCUGGAGUGGUGCGUUAUGAUUGGUCUGAUCCUGAGAGAGGCCACAGUCAUCAUGCAGGUGGUCAACUUCCUGGACAGCCCAGAGGUUCCUCCUGAGACAGUCCAAAGUGUCCGUUCCGGCCUGCUGGGGGUCGACGCAUGGGCCUCCACAGACUGCCUGGGCUAUAAGCCCUUCCUGAACAUGAUCCGGCCCCAGCUGCAGAAGCUCAUAGAGACUUCUGUAGAUCAGAUCCAGCCUGAAGCCUUCCUGCCAGGGGCUUCCAACCCCAACUCCAAGCUGGCUGAGCCCCAGCCCGGAGACCCCAGGGUAGAAGACAGUAGGGGGCCUGCUCCCCUAGGUCUGGCCCUUCCUCUGGAGCCCCCUGGGGGGUUAGGGACCGAGGACGGAGGAGCUCCAGAGGAGCAGGAGGAGCAGGCGGUGGAUGAGGGGGCGUAUGACUGCACUUUGUCCUGACAUGCCCUGUCCUGACCUGGGUCGUGUUCAUUAGGCACCAAACGGAAGAAAAUGGACUGAAACAGGGAGGGACUGACUACAUGGACUUAAACUUUUUUGCUACAGUAAGCCCUGAUGAAUACAGACUUUUUCUGACCUCUGACCUUGCUGGGCGGGUGUGUGAUGGGACACAGGAUGAGGAUGAGGAAGAGGAGGAGGAGGAAAGCUGCACUGGAAGCCUCAAAGAUUAAACACUGCAUUGUGUGUCGAACCCGUUUGUUGGCUGACGUGGACUCUGAUAUGUUGUGUUGACCAUGAGUGUGUGUGUAUGAAACUGAAUGUGUGUGUAUGAGACUGAGUGUGUGUGUAUGAGACUGAAUGUGCGUGUGUGUGUGUGUAUGAGACUGUGUGUGUGCUUGUUUGUGUCAUGGUUUUGUGUGUAUUACUACACUGGGUGUGUAACAGUUGGAAGACUCAAACGCAAGAGAACAUUCUCGACUUUCUUCUCUCCUGUCCGGAUACUCGUCCAUCCCAGUGCUGGAGCAGGGUUGGUCAGUCUGUCUGUCUGUCUGUGAGUGAGUGGGCUCCUGUGGUUAAGAGUGUCAGUAUUGUCCAGUUGAUUAUGGACUUGAGUCACUGCAGACAAUGUUAGUCAGGACACAGCCAAUUCAUAACACAAAAACAAAUGCUUACCUAAAAUAUAGAUACAAAAAAAGGAAUUUGAUCACAGACCAGGGUUUACCAGACUGAGUUUGGGCUAGUCAGGCUUUAUUCCGGGAUUAAUUGUUCAACCACAAAGCAGGCAGUUUGUGUUGCAAGUUAGCUUUUUACCAAAAUGUUCAGAUCAGAGAAACCCUGUCUGUGUUGCAGUCUGGAUCGUGCUGGUCUGGGCUAUAGUGUCUGUCUAGAUAGAAAUGUCAGAUCGCUGUGACGACGUGCUGGGCGGAGAGCUAUAAAAGGCAUCUGGGAUAUUAUCAGUUAGACAUGUCACACUUCAGUGGUGGAACAAGGACCCAAUUGUCAUACUUGAGUAAAAGUAAAGAUACCGUAAUAGAAAAUUACUCAAGUGAAAGUCACCCAGUAAAA
Coregonus clupeaformis (lake whitefish) is the source of this 5933-nucleotide messenger RNA. RefSeq names its product guanine nucleotide exchange factor subunit RIC1-like. The coding region runs from base 543 to 4868 and encodes 1441 amino acids. The transcript is spliced from 27 exons. NCBI's taxonomy places the organism in Eukaryota, Metazoa, Chordata, Actinopteri, Salmoniformes, Salmonidae. Gene Ontology annotation, molecular function: protein binding. The record is from RefSeq and is a predicted model, not a curated record. Gene Ontology annotation, cellular component: Ric1-Rgp1 guanyl-nucleotide exchange factor complex; Golgi membrane; cytosol. Gene Ontology annotation, biological process: intracellular protein transport; retrograde transport, endosome to Golgi.